GUAUCUAAUAUUCUGUAAAACGAACAACACACAUGGGAAAAAUAUCGCUGAAGGACAUGUUGUAUACAAACAUGAAGCAACUCGUUAGAUAACAUUUAGUUUGCAUUACUUGAUGUUCCGCCGAAUAAUUAUGUGUAGUACGGAUUAUGCAGAUUGAAUAUAUUUAACGACAUAAACAAACACCAUUGAUAAGAUAAAUUAAAGAUAAGAUAAAGAUUGCUAUUGAAUUUUCAUAAAAAUUGUUGCAAUGAACAGACUAGGAAAGAAUCAUAUUACAGCCAUUAAUACGUCGUUUUACGAAAAUGUGUUUUUGCUGAUGCAAGUGAUAUUGCCAUCUUUUGAAUUUCGGCAACACUUUAAGAAGGACAUGUUUGACAAGCCCAACACAGUUGGUUUUCUACACGUGUCUCAUUAUUUGUCUACUAUAUACGACGCGAAGCUGUUCAAACGAAUGGUCAAGUGGCCGCUAUUAUGCAAGAAGGAUGAAGUCGUAUAUCGGAAUGGAAUGAAAAACUUCCUUUCUGUUUUGUCACGAGAUAAUCCAGACAUUAAUUUUCCAACAAUACUGACGUCUCACUUAACGCAUGCAGGAGGAACCAAAUUUUUAAUCAUCAUGUGGAAGGUAUCACAACUUGCUCUCAGAGCUUACAUUAAAAAUCAACUUCAAGAAGAAUUGCUGAGUGCACCAUGUACAGGUCCAGUAGAUGAUUUGACCGUAGCAUACUUCAACAACAUAAUUGCCGAAAGGUGCAGAGCUGCGAGAAAAACACAUAAGAAGGCAAAGAGAAUUUUGGAUACUACAAGUAACUUUUUGAAGGGUGAAAUGGAAUUACAAAAUGUAUACAAAUCAGAAAUAUUUGAUAGAACACAAAACAUACAGAAGCUAAUAUCUGAUAUGUUAGUACAUCCUUUGGUUCAAGAACAUUUAAUAAAUGUCGAAUAUUCAGCCAUCAUAAAUAUAUGGAGAAGAAAUAUAUUGAAAAAUCUCCAAUAUAUAUAUAGCGAGAAGGAGAAAUUAAACAAAUUGGAAGAAUCCUGCAGAUAUUUGUGCGAGCUUAUUCUAAAGUUAAUCUCAAAUCCAGAAGUACUUGAUGCAAAUGAAUUACCCAAAAUUAAUGGUGACAAUCGUCUAUUACAUACACAGACUUUAUACACGAAUGGCACUAUUACGUUUUCCACUCUGCUGUCGUUAGUCACUUUGGCUUCUGCAGGAAUGCUACAUUAUAUAAACAUCAUCGAUUUGCCAGAUUCAUCACAUUGUUCGCGGUAUGUUAAAGAAGCUUGCAAAAAGAUUGAAAUUCUACGAGCGUUAUUUGUCGCGCUGGACGUAAAACUCAACGGUAUACAUCUGGAUGAACAACGUAUUUCUCGAAGAGUCGGAAAUAUUCCUAUCUGUCUCGACACGGAUAAUACGUUCAUCGUGAACAAAGACAUACUCUUGGAAUCGCCUAAGAUUAUCUUUGAUUUGAAUCAACAUGUAGAUGACAAUCACUUCCACCAAACAUUAUGUCCAUCUCCGAUAAAAGAUAAGAAUAAGCAGCUAUUUAGCAAGUACAACAAACGUAAGUACUGCCCACCUAAAUGGUCUACGGCAUCGCCGGCCUUUAGCAGUUCUUCUUGGAACAAUAUGAGCGGAUGGUUGUCUCCUCGUGGAUACUCUUUUAAAGGUGAGCCAGUUACACCUGAUGGAAAGUCAACUUUGCCCUUGUACUCUGGACCACUACAUAAUCCCAAACCAACACCUGAACGUCUCACAGGAAAAACAUUAUACAGUCCAAGUUCAAUCUAUGAACGAUCAAUAUUGAAGAAAUAUCGUCGUUCAAUAUCAGGACAUCUGAUAAGCUCAAAGGUCCUUAAUGGAAAAGCAAGAAAUCUUUUUAAUUCUGUGGUAUCAUCUUCAUCGUAUAUAUUCUAAAAUAUUGAAUAUUGAUAAGAUGUACAAAUUGUGAAUGACUGAAACCAACAUCAUAGACAAAAGUAUUCAAUGGAAAUGAAAGUUCCUAGAGGUAUUAUUAGUGACUGGAGUUAUUAUUAGUUGAAUUAACAACAACAAUUUAAUUUAAAUGAAAAGUUUAGAGCCUUAUUCAGACUUAUCAGAUAUAUAGAUUUGCACUUACAUGUAAAAUACAUAUAUCUGAGACA
This is a messenger RNA of Harpegnathos saltator (Jerdon's jumping ant), 2142 nucleotides long. RefSeq lists its product as uncharacterized. Bases 248 to 1915 code for a protein of 555 amino acids. NCBI's taxonomy places the organism in Eukaryota, Metazoa, Arthropoda, Insecta, Hymenoptera, Formicidae. Gene Ontology annotation, biological process: spindle assembly. The transcript has 8 exons. Gene Ontology annotation, cellular component: mitotic spindle microtubule; HAUS complex. The record is from RefSeq and is a predicted model, not a curated record. Gene Ontology annotation, molecular function: microtubule binding.